AAUAUUGGAGCGAAAGGAGAGCUCCAGAGAAUGGUAAAGCAUUCAGCGUUGCAACUAUUCCCCUCUUUGGCUCCGCAUAUCAGUGGUUUCGUCGCUCGUUCAUCCACACCGCUCCGACGUAUCUCCACCACCAAGAUGGCUAUGGACUGCUAUAAGUUUGGGCCUUAUAAGAUAGACGAAAAGGAAGUGUUCUUCAUGUCCCACUUAUCUUAUGCCAUGGUCAAUCUCCGUCCUGUUCUUCCUGGUCAUGUGCUUGUCUGCCCGAGGCGUGAAGUGAAACGCUUUGUUGAUCUCACUGUCAACGAGACUACCGAUCUAUGGAUCACAGCACAAAGGAUUGGUGCUCAGCUCGAGAGCUUCCAUAAGGCAUCAUCUCUCACAUUCACAAUACAAGACGGGCCUCAGGCAGGACAAUCUGUACCCCAUGUUCACAUUCAUAUUAUACCACGGAAAGUUGGCGAUUUUGAGAAUAAUGAUGACAUAUACGAUGCUAUUGACAACAAUGAUAAGGAACUAAAAGAAAAGCUGAACCUGGAUAAGGAAAGGAAGGACAGAAGCUUUGAGGAGAUGGCUCAAGAAGCAGAAGAAUAUAGAAAGCUAUUCGUGUAGACCAUGCAUAUGCAGUGGAAUAUGUUACCAGUUGUUUUCUUUGACUUGGGAAAUGAAGAUUUGCAGGCUGAGAAAAACCCUGCUGUGCAUUCAAUGUUGUUGUGAUCUUUAUUUACUUUGCAAUAAGUAUGUCAUUUUUGUUGCAGCUUUGGACUAGUAUUUACUCUCCAUUGGACUUGUGAAAUGCUAUGAUUUUCUGUUCAUCCUGCAAAAA
Molecule: messenger RNA, 823 nt
Organism: Humulus lupulus (European hop)
Lineage: Eukaryota; Viridiplantae; Streptophyta; Magnoliopsida; Rosales; Cannabaceae
Product: bifunctional bis(5'-adenosyl)-triphosphatase/adenylylsulfatase FHIT
Exons: 6
Coding region: 31-609 (192 amino acids)
Molecular function (GO): catalytic activity
Source: RefSeq, a predicted model, not a curated record